Messenger RNA from Dipodomys spectabilis (banner-tailed kangaroo rat), 2856 nucleotides. RefSeq names its product protein geranylgeranyltransferase type I subunit beta (gene Pggt1b). The transcript is spliced from 9 exons. Gene Ontology annotation, cellular component: CAAX-protein geranylgeranyltransferase complex. The record is from RefSeq and is a predicted model, not a curated record. Gene Ontology annotation, molecular function: CAAX-protein geranylgeranyltransferase activity. NCBI's taxonomy places the organism in Eukaryota, Metazoa, Chordata, Mammalia, Rodentia, Heteromyidae. Gene Ontology annotation, biological process: protein geranylgeranylation. The coding region runs from base 28 to 1161 and encodes 377 amino acids.
CGGCGGGGGUCUCACUUCCGGAGCAAGAUGGCGGCCACGGAGGACGAGCGGCUGGCGGCGGGCGGGGAUGGCGAGCGGCUGGACUUCCUGCGGGACCGGCACGUGCGGUUCUUCCAGCGCUGCCUCCAGGUCCUGCCCGAGCGCUACUCUUCGCUGGAGACCAGCAGGUUGACAGUUGCGUUUUUCGCUCUCUCCGGGCUGGAUAUGUUGGACUCCUUAGACGUGGUGAACAGAGGUGACAUAAUAGAGUGGAUCUACUCCCUGCAGGUGCUCCCCACCGAAGACAGAUCAAACCUAAAUCGCUGUGGUUUCCGAGGCUCUUCCCACCUGGGCAUCCCCUUCAAUCCGUCCAAGAAUCCUGGAACAGCUCAUCCUUACGAUAGUGGCCAUAUAGCAAUGACCUACACCGGCCUUUCAUGUUUAGUUAUUCUUGGAGAUGACUUAAGCCGCGUAAACAAAGAAGCUUGCUUAGCUGGCCUGAGAGCCCUGCAGCUGGAGGAUGGGAGCUUCUGUGCAGUUCCGGAAGGCAGUGAAAAUGACAUGCGGUUUGUGUAUUGUGCGUCCUGUAUUUGCUAUAUGCUCAACAACUGGUCAGGCAUGGAUGUGAAGAAGGCCAUCAGCUACAUCCGCAGAAGUAUGUCCUACGACAAUGGGCUGGCCCAGGGAGCCGGACUUGAAUCUCACGGAGGAUCAACUUUCUGUGGCAUUGCCUCCCUGUGUCUGAUGGGCAAGUUGGAAGAGGUGUUUUCAGAAAAGGAGCUGAACAGGAUAAAGAGGUGGUGCAUAAUGCGGCAGCAGAACGGCUACCAUGGGCGGCCCAACAAGCCUGUGGACACCUGCUACUCCUUCUGGGUGGGAGCGACCCUGAAGCUCCUGAAGAUUUUCCAGUACACUAACUUUGAGAAAAACAGAAAUUAUAUCUUAUCAACUCAGGACCGCCUCGUAGGGGGAUUUGCCAAGUGGCCGGACAGCCAUCCAGAUGCUUUGCACGCGUACUUUGGGAUCUGCGGGCUAUCUCUCAUGGAGGAGAGCGGCAUCUGCAAAGUCCAUCCUGCCCUGAACGUGAGCACACGGACGUCAGAGCGCCUUCGAGAUCUCCAUCGCGCGUGGAAGAGCCAGGGCUGCGCGCAGAGCUCGGAGCACGUGCAGGUGGAGACGUGACGGCGGCAGGCCGGGCGCGGAGCACGGCUGCAGCACAAGGCUAGAGGCCACGUGCGACCAAGUGUGCUCCUCCGCAGAGAGCCAUGCCACCAUGCGGUGCAGGCUGGCGCCAGCAACCUUCCCACCAGGCUUCAGGAAAGCCUCGGUUGAAGUUUGAACCACAGCAGUGGAUGUUGUUUGGUUCUUAAAUGUUACACUGUAUUUUUAAGAAAUUCUUUGAGGCAAAUCAACUGUGUGGAGGUAGGUUAUCUUUUUAAAACGCUUUGGUACAAAUUAUAUCUUAAAAUAUGGACACAGAUCUUCAAACCAGUUUACACUUCACUCAGCAUUGAUAACCCUCAAGUGGCAAUGACUGUUUAACAGUCCUGACUGGUGCCGGUUGGGGAAAGAUGGCUUUACUGAAUCAUGUGUCAGGAUCAUUCUUCAAAAAGAGAUGAUCCCAUCAUUUUUUUUUUUUAAGAAUGACUUGUUUUAUUCUUCAGUGUGCCAAUUAAAACUUUUGUGGCCUAUAAAAAUGAAAUUGUUUGUAACAAGAAUAAAUAGGUGCAACUAAUACUUUAGUUUUCUAAAGGGAAAUUGUUUUCAGAGGACUAUUAUGUAAGUGAGAGAAAAGUAACCUGACUGAUUAUAAAAGAGAAAGUUUUGUGUUCUGUGAGUCUUUAGACAUUACUGGUGUGAGUAUCGAUGUGUGGGGUUUUUAAAUCUGAUGCAUUCACUGCCUUCUAAGGGCAGUGGGAGGGAGACACUUUUUUAGAAGGAAAGACAGUGAGAGUUAUUUUUCUGAGAUUUUUGAUACUGUAAAUUAUACUUGUUCUUUUAUAACUAAGUGAUUUUUAGCCAUUUGGAGAUUUUCUUCCUUUUUAAAAAAAUUUUUUUGUUGCUCUCAGUGUAUAAACUGCUCUAAUUUUAAACUUCCAGUUUGAGCAUCCUUAAAUUCAAAAUCCAAACUCUGAAAUGCUCUGAAACGCAAACUCUGCGUACCUACGGGACCCCCCGAGUGGAAAGUUUCAUAGACCAAACAUGCAGGCAUGCUGAAACUACCUUUAGCUGCUGGUAUCAUCAGUCAGCUUUGUACUUAACCUUGGAUCCUGUCCGUGAGAUGCGAUGUGGAUACGGAAAGCCCAGAUCUGAAACCCUUGUGGUCCCAAGCAUUUUGGAUAAGGGAUGCUUAAUCUACAGUAAUUUUUCUUUUUAGUUUAAAGAGUUCAAAUACAAAAAGGGAACCACUCAAGUAAGCUUCAUGGUGCGGCUCCGUGCAUGUCAUUUCUAUUUUUAUAUUUUAGGUAAGUGCUAGGGAGAUACAGAACCAUCCAGAGCUUAAGAACGUUAGUUUGGUUUAAUUCGUUGUUUUGUCUUCAUUCUGUGAACUCACUCGUCCUAAAGGAGCUAGGGUAAAAACGGCUCCACGCGAGCUACCAGCUCAGCACACACCACGGCCUUCAGCUCAGGUAGGCAGACAGGCAGGAGUCCAGUCCUGAAAUGGAGAAAGAAAAUUCUCCACGGGAAGAGCCAGGCUUCCAUCAGUCCAAUAAUAAAAAUUGAAUUGUUCUACAGACUUCAAAAGCUAAAUGAUUAGGAACACUAGGUACCGUAUUUUUUAGGUAUAGGCAUUUUUAAUUUACUUUUAUUUCUUUUCUGAGACAUGCCCUAAAAUAAAACCCUUCUAAAAGGAAGUGCGAAUACUUGAAACAGUCA